Messenger RNA from Funneliformis mosseae, 292 nucleotides. NCBI's taxonomy places the organism in Eukaryota, Fungi, Glomeromycota, Glomeromycetes, Glomerales, Glomeraceae. The record is from the annotation of a GenBank genome assembly.
CCAGAAUUUUCACCGAUCUCAGGACGUCCAAAUCAUGUGACCAAAAUCUCUGAAACUAUAGCUAAUUCAUCCUUAUCAGCCGAUGAGAAGGAUUAUAUAAAAAUGCUUAUGGGGGGUAUUGAUGAUGAGACUCUCUAUGGGAGUACACCAUACGUAAACGAGGCUAAAGUAGAGAAAGAGGUGGUAAACGAAGUUAAAUCAGAUGGUGAAAACGUUCCUAAUAGUUCAGGAGAGGAAGUCGAUCAUGAUUUCACAUCCCAUCCAGUGGAAGAAACGAAUGAUGAUAGUGACU